GUCCCGUCCCUUUUGUCUCAUUGGCCACGAGUGGCGCGAACCGGCUCACGUGACCCUGCAGAUUGGCGCGAAAGUUCCUCAGCUUACCGAGCGGUAGCAGUGUGUGAUCGGUAAUCAGAAUGGAUGCCUCCCAGCCCGGAGCCGCGGCCGCCGCCCCGCAUGUGAAGGAUGAGCUCGCCGACAAGUGUCAGAAGCUGUUCCAGGACUUCCUAGAGGAGUUUCAGAAUGCCGAUGGGGAGUUGAAGUAUAAAAGCGAUGCGGAGGAGUUGAUCCGCCCGGAGAGGAACACACUUCUGGUCAGCUUCCAGGAUCUGGAGCAGUUUAACCAGCAGCUGGCCACCACCGUCCAGGAGGAGUUCUACAGAGUCUACCCGUUCCUGUGCCGAGCCGUGAGAGCGUUUGCCAGAGACCACGGCAAUGUGCCCCAAAACAAGGAAUUCUAUGUGGCCUUCCAAGACCUCCCCACCAGACACAAGAUCAGGGAGCUGACCACCCCCCGUAUAGGCUCUCUGAUGAGAAUCAGCGGUCAGGUUGUCCGGACUCACCCUGUGCAUCCUGAACUGGUCAGCGGUACCUUCCUUUGUCUGGACUGUCAGACUCUGGUCAAAGAUGUGGAGCAGCAGUUCAAAUACACCCAGCCCAGUAUCUGCCGGAACCCCGUGUGCGCCAACAGGAGGCGCUUCAUGCUGGACACCAAUAAAUCCCGAUUUGUUGAUUUCCAAAAGGUCCGUAUCCAGGAGACCCAGGCAGAGCUCCCACGUGGCAGUAUUCCACGUAGCAUGGAAAUCAUCCUCCGUGCCGAGGCCGUGGAGUCUUGUCAGGCUGGUGACAGAUCUGAUUUCACCGGUUCUCUAAUCGUUGUACCGGAUAUUGCUCAGCUGUCUACUCCAGGUGUUCGAGCUGAAACAAGUUCUCGAGUGGGAGGAGCUGAAGGUUACGAAGCGGAAGGAGUCCAAGGCCUUAAAGCGCUUGGUGUCAGAGACCUGUCCUACAAAUUGGUCUUCCUUGCGUGCCACGUUACAUCGACAAAUCCCAGGUUUGGUGGGAAGGAUCUCCACGAUGAGGACAUGACAGCGGAGAGCAUCAAGAACCAGAUGUCUGUGAAGGAAUGGGAGAAGGUUUUCGAGAUGAGCCAGGAUAAGAAUCUUUACCAUAAUCUGUGCACCAGCCUCUUUCCUACCAUACAUGGUAAUGAUGAGGUGAAGCGAGGGGUCUUGCUUAUGCUCUUCGGUGGUGUCCCAAAGACCACCAUGGAGGGCACAUCUCUGCGUGGAGACAUCAAUGUUUGCGUUGUUGGAGACCCGAGUACAGCAAAGAGUCAGUUCCUCAAGCAUGUUGAGGAGUUCAGCCCGCGGGCGGUGUACACAAGCGGGAAGGCGUCCACUGCUGCUGGUCUGACUGCAGCGGUGGUGAGAGAUGAAGAAUCCCACGAGUUUGUAAUAGAGGCCGGAGCCUUGAUGCUGGCCGAUAAUGGUGUGUGUUGCAUUGAUGAAUUCGACAAGAUGGACCUAAAGGAUCAGGUGGCAAUCCAUGAAGCCAUGGAACAGCAGACAAUCUCCAUCACCAAAGCUGGUGUUAAGGCAACGCUGAACGCAAGGACGUCCAUCUUGGCUGCUGCAAAUCCUGUUGGUGGUCGUUAUGACAGGUCAAAGUCCCUGAAACAGAAUGUAAACUUGUCUGCUCCAAUCAUGUCGAGAUUUGAUCUCUUCUUCAUCCUGGUUGAUGAAUGCAACGAGGUGACUGAUUACGCCAUUGCUCGGCGUAUUGUUGACCUGCACUCUCGCAUUGAGGAAUCCAUUGACAGAGUGUACACCCUGGAUGAGGUCCGUAGAUACCUGCUCUUUGCCCGGCAGUUCAAGCCCAAAAUCUCCAAAGAGUCAGAAGACUUCAUAGUGGAGCAGUACAAGAGGCUGCGACAGAGGGAUGGGACUGGAGUCACCAAGUCAGCUUGGAGGAUCACCGUUCGACAGCUGGAGAGCAUGAUCCGGCUGUCUGAAGCCAUGGCAAGGAUGCACUGCAGUGAUGAGGUGCAGCCAAAACAUGUGAAGGAAGCUUUCCGGCUAUUGAACAAGUCCAUUAUUAGAGUGGAGACUCCAGAUGUGAACCUGGACCAGGAUGAUGUAGAGGAAGCAGAGCCUCAGGAGGCCAUCAAUGGUGAGUGCGAUGCCGGAAUACCCAAUGACCAUGUGAAUGGAAUAAACGGUCACGCAGAUAGUGAGCCAAUGGAGACUUCUGCCAAACCAUCCUUGCGUCUCGGCUUUCCGGAGUACAAGAGGAUCUCCAAUCUGUUGGUCCAGCAGCUGAGGAAGAUGGAGGAUGAGGACGAGUCCACACAGAGGAGAAGUGAGCUCCUCAACUGGUAUCUGAAGGAAAUCGAGUCAGAAAUCGACUCCGAAGAGGAACUUGUAAACCGGAAGAAGAUCAUCGAGAAAGUUAUCCACAGACUAGUUCAUUAUGAUCACAUCUUAAUUGAAUUGACACAGACCGGACUGAAAGGCUCUGGCAGCGAAGCGGAAGCUACAAAGGAAGAGGAUCCUUAUCUGGUUGUUAACCCCAACUACCUCAUGGAGGAUUAGUGCGGCUGUAAAUAUGGACAUUGGAAGCUCCUUCCAGCUUUAACUCAAAGCUUUCUGGCCUCACCAGCCUGGACUUUCUUGGAUGCUUAUAUGAUGACUUUCAGAGCCAUGCGCUUCUAGACUUUAGACUUUAUUUUCAGAGCUUAUCUGGGAAUCAGAAGUGGUCUUUAUUUUAAAGAGUACAAUAAGUUUUAUUUUGGCCUUUUAGUAUUGUGUUCGUGGCCAACUACUUCAGAGU
Molecule: messenger RNA, 2814 nt
Organism: Nanorana parkeri
Lineage: Eukaryota; Metazoa; Chordata; Amphibia; Anura; Dicroglossidae
Gene: MCM6
Product: minichromosome maintenance complex component 6
Exons: 17
Coding region: 120-2576 (818 amino acids)
Biological process (GO): mitotic DNA replication; double-strand break repair via break-induced replication; DNA replication initiation
Cellular component (GO): MCM complex; nucleus
Molecular function (GO): single-stranded 3'-5' DNA helicase activity; single-stranded DNA binding; ATP binding
Source: RefSeq, a predicted model, not a curated record